Messenger RNA from Naegleria fowleri, 519 nucleotides. RefSeq lists its product as uncharacterized. The record is from RefSeq and is a predicted model, not a curated record. The coding region runs from base 1 to 519 and encodes 172 amino acids. NCBI's taxonomy places the organism in Eukaryota, Heterolobosea, Eutetramitea, Acrasida, Naegleriidae. The transcript has a single exon.
AUGCAAUCAACAUCGUUGCCAUCCUCACAGCACGAACUCGUGAGAUCGGAAUCCAUUUCUUCGGUACAAUCCUCUCAAGAGAGUUUAUUGUCCCAUACAACCACUACAACCGCAACGGUUCAGACACCUCCUUCACAUCAGACGUUCAUUCCGUUCUUUCAAAAUCAUCAUCAUCAACAACAAUAUCUGAAUAAUCACUCACCCUUCAUCAAUACAAGUCCCUCCAAUGAUUCCAUAAGUAUUACCAUUGAAACACUUGAAGAAGGAGAUCAGGAUAAUCAUUCCGGACAGUAUGGUAUACCACAAACAACAACAAUGAGCCAUAAAACAUCAUCAAACAGCCAACCUCAUACUCGACGUUUGGAUAAACCCUCACAACCUCAAGAAGAAUCAGGCUUGUUUGCAUCGUUUGUGGAUUCAUUAAUCGAAUAUUUUGAAGAUUGGUUAGAAGAACCUGUUCGUGGAGAUAAGAUGGAACAAGUGGCAGAAGCAAAAACGCAAUUGAAUGGAUUGUAUUAA